Messenger RNA from Neoarthrinium moseri, 384 nucleotides. RefSeq lists its product as uncharacterized. Bases 1 to 384 code for a protein of 127 amino acids. NCBI's taxonomy places the organism in Eukaryota, Fungi, Ascomycota, Sordariomycetes, Amphisphaeriales, Apiosporaceae. Gene Ontology annotation, biological process: proton motive force-driven ATP synthesis. The transcript is spliced from 3 exons. The record is from RefSeq and is a predicted model, not a curated record.
AUGCUCGUGCAACUCAGGGCUUCGACUGCUCGCUCGGCCGCCUCGGCCAUCACCCGCGUCGCCAGGGUGAACGCCGUCCGAGGAUUCAUCGCCCCGACCGUUUCGCGACGAGCCGAUUUCGUCCAGGAGCUCUACCUCAAGGAGCUGAAGGCCUACAAGCCCACCCCCGUCAAGGACUCGGACGCCGUCGGCCAGGUCCAGACCUUCACCACCCCCAAGACCCCCAAGUCGCCCGAGGAGGCCGACCUUGCCAACAGCCUGAAGGAGUACGAGAGCAUGGCCGUCGAGGUCGAGGGUCAGGAGACCGUCGCUCCCGGCUCCGCCCCCGCUGCCGUCGAGGACUGGUUGGUCGAGGAGGACGAGGAGGAGCCCGCGCACCACUAA